This is a messenger RNA of Oryzias latipes (Japanese medaka), 3582 nucleotides long. It is a transcript of the gene arhgap17b, whose product is annotated as Rho GTPase activating protein 17b. Gene Ontology annotation, biological process: regulation of actin cytoskeleton organization; signal transduction; positive regulation of GTPase activity. Gene Ontology annotation, molecular function: GTPase activator activity; protein binding. Lineage: Eukaryota; Metazoa; Chordata; Actinopteri; Beloniformes; Adrianichthyidae. Gene Ontology annotation, cellular component: cytosol; cytoplasm; intracellular anatomical structure. The record is from RefSeq and is a predicted model, not a curated record.
GGAAGUGGAGCUACUUCCUUCUUCCUACCUCACUGAAGCGCUCUCUGGCAGACCGCCUGACUGUCGUGGCAAUGGGGAAGCCUGACAGGGUCUGUUUCCACUGCUGACUUGACGCAGCGCCAGCGGGACCGACACCGACCAGCGGGAUUCGCUCUGUUUCUACGCGCAAAGGUGUUAAGGGUGACGGACGCUCGUUUUCUGGCGCUAUGUCUGCGGCGCAGCGCAACAGUCGGCUGUAGGGCGGAUGAUCGACAACUUUUCGACACUUGAAGGAUCAGCUGUGAGGACAACAUGAAGAAGCAGUUUAACCGUGUGAGGCAGCUCGCCAGCCAGACUGUUGGCAGAGCUGAGAAAACAGAGGUCCUGAGUGAUGAUCUCCUUCAGAUUGAGAAGCGGAUGGAGCUGGUCCGUUUGGCAUCGCACUCCGUGCACAAAAGGCUGGUGUCCUGUAUGCAGGGUGGCGUGGGCAUAGAAGCUGAGAGGAGACACAAAAAGCUGCCACUGAUGGCUUUGUCUCAGGCCAUGCUGGACGGAGGUAGUUCACUAGGAGACGAUGGCUUGAUUGGCAAGAUGAUGGAACUUUGCGGAGAUAAAGAAAAGCUGUUAGCAAAUGAACUGGUGCAGCACGAAGUGCAGAUUGAAAAAGAAAUUCUGGAUCCUCUUAAUCAACUAGCAGAGGAAGAGAUUCCCAAUAUACUCAAGCAGAGGAAGCAACUUGCUAAACUGGUUCUUGAUUAUGACUCAGCAAAGGCGAGAUACAAGGCAGCAAAGUCCAACAACAGUCAGGCCAUGGCAGGAAAACUUGAGCCACUCAAAGACGAGAUGGACGAAGCUCUUAAUAAAGUGGAGAUAUGCAAGGACCAGCUCUCUGCUGACCUAUACAACUUUGCUUCUAAAGAGGGAGACUAUGCACGCUAUUUUGUGAUGCUGUUAGAGGCUCAGGCGGAUUAUCAUAGGAAGUCUCUGGCAGCUCUGGAGGCAGCUAUGCCAGACAUCCAAAAAAAACAAGACUCCUUGACAGAAAAGCCGGCAUUUGGCACCGCUUUGGAGGAGCACCUGAAACGAACCAACCGGGACAUCGCUCUGCCCAUAGAGGCCUGUGUCAUGAUGCUGCUGGAAACCGGAAUGAAAGAGGAGGGCCUCUUCAGGAUCGCAGCUGGAGCUUCAAAGCUGAAGAAGUUGAAAGCAGCUUUGGACUGCUCCACCUCCCAGCUUGAGGAGUUUUACUGCGAUCCCCACGCUGUCGCUGGAGCCCUCAAGUCCUACCUAAGGGAACUUCCUGAACCUCUAAUGACAUUUGGCUUGUAUGAGGAGUGGGUACAAGCGUCAAGCUUUACUGAUAGUGACAAGAGGCUUCAGUCAUUGUGGACAACAUGUAGCCGAAUGCCAGAGAACCACAAAGCCAACUUCAGAUACCUGGUGAAGUUUCUAGCAAGGCUGGCUCAGGACAGUGAUGUGAAUAAAAUGACUCCCAGCAACAUUGCCAUAGUUCUAGGGCCCAAUUUGCUCUGGUCGAAGACAGAAGGGACGCUGGCAGAGAUGGCGGCCGCUACGUCUGUCCAUGUGGUGUCAAUCAUUGAGCCCAUUAUCCAACAUGCAGAUUGGUUCUUUCCUGAGGAGGUGAACUUUAAUGUUACUGGCAUGUUCAACAAAUCCUCACACCCAGCAACUCCAGACCCUGAACCCAACCUGGACAGGAAGCGCCCCGGCAGCAUGGGGCUGGACGGGGACAGUCACGCCCCGCGUAAAGACAGCCCUGCUCUUAAACACCCGGAGCCCGCUCCACGCAGAGCCAACACUGUAAAUAAGAAGCAGUCACCACUAACCUCACCCAUCCUCCAACACCCACCCGUCCUUCUGGAAGCAGGGGCUCCUCCCCAGCUCGAGCCACAAACUCAGAUGGCCACUCCAGAGGUCGAGCAGCCUGGGCUGAGCAGUGGUGGUUCUGGGGGAGGGGCUCUAGGGGGUGGGUUCCACAUAGCCGCAGUACAUCCUCAGGUUGUAACCCAGCUCAGCGCAGAGGACAGCAGCCUAACUCGGGAGUUUACGACAACCCCACCUAUGCAGAGAAAUGGUUCAGCCCAUCUUGUAGUAGGGAUGAGUGGGUCAAAAGGACCCAGUCCUCACAUGGUCCGCAGAGGCACCAAAAAGCAAGCCCCGGCCCCACCCCCAACCAAACAGACAACCCACGUAGCUUCUCAGUCCACUAACACCCAGAUACCCAGUUCUCCACACCCCACCACACCUCGUCGCAACCUCAGCAAAGACGCCAUCCAAGCCCCGAGCCAUCCACCACCACAGCCCCCUCCGGUCCACCAGCCUCAAGAAGAUCCAGAGCCCUCUCCCCCCUCCUCACCAAUGCCUCCUGACACUCUUCCUCACGACGGGUCACUUCCUUCGUACCCCUCUGGCUCCCUGCCUCGCCCCUCAAGGCCAGCUCCGAAACCUCGAAUGCGACCCAGCAUGCCCCCACCCCCACAGCCCCCAGGAAUUGAGACUGGUAAUGGUGUCUGCAGCUCUUCCUCCAAGAUCAUAACAGACGGAGGUCUGGUGAUAAAGGCGAUUGGAAGAAGUCUCAUCCCCCAGGUGCUCAUGGAAAAGAAGGACUCUGCUGGUCAAGAGUCUGCAUCCCACUUAGCUCCAAACCCAGAGCCUUCCAGACCAGCAGAAAGCACUGCUCUGUGAAGACACACCCAGCUGGUCCAGAUCAGAAGAACGCAAAAGGGAACAGUUGGAACCACGUGAUACCAAAUAAUAUUGCCCUUUUGCCUGCUAUACUGACUUCAACCAGGAAGUCUGCCAUUACUUUUAAAACAAGAUUUCUUAUUAAACUGUCCUAACUCCAUGUAUUAUUGAGUUGUAUGAGAUAAAUCUUCAACAAGCAUGGCUAAAGAAACCAUGAAGACCUCAACAACAAAGCAGCUGGAAAAAACUUUACACCCUAGACUUUUUCCUAUUUCUUUUCAAAGUUUUACUAUCAAUUUAAAAACAUUUAAUCAAAACAAUUUAUUUUUGCAUAUUUAAAUCUGAAUCUUAUUAUGUCAGGUAUGUUUUUAGACCCCUUUUUAAUUGUGACUUUCUGCAGCAGAAAUUUGUAAAGUUGGACAUUUUGGCAGAAAAAAAAGUAUUUAUCUGAAACUAAUUCAGGUUUAAGUUCUACUUAAGGAGUUUUCACCUCUUCAUUUGCCAAGAUGUGAGUAUGAGCCAAAGAAGGAAAAGUUCAAUUUCAGAAAAGCUCAGCACAGUUUUGGUUGAUCAACUAUUUUUGCAAUUUAUGUGCAAUAUUAAAAUUCUAUUGUCUUUCAUUGGUGACUAUUGGUGCUGUGGAUGGCAUCGCCAUCUCCAGCAACUAUAUAAUAUCAGAGCUAGUAAUUAGAAGGGGUGGGAUUUGUUUGUGUUUUUGUGAUUUAAGUGAUUUUAUGUAAUUUCUACUUCUGUUGAUUUAUAAGUAUAUAUGUUGUUUUCCCUUUUUUUUAAGAUGGGGCUAUUUUUCAUACAAAUUUGACUGCUUUUGUAAAGGAUCACAUUCACUUGAAGUUACAGCUUUGACCAAAAAGAGAAAAAAAUAAAUAUUUGUGGUUA